Molecule: messenger RNA, 8566 nt
Organism: Podarcis muralis (Common wall lizard)
Lineage: Eukaryota; Metazoa; Chordata; Lepidosauria; Squamata; Lacertidae
Gene: PRP4K
Product: pre-mRNA processing factor kinase PRP4K
Biological process (GO): peptidyl-threonine phosphorylation; peptidyl-serine phosphorylation; mRNA cis splicing, via spliceosome
Molecular function (GO): ATP binding; protein serine/threonine kinase activity
Source: RefSeq, a predicted model, not a curated record
CCUCAUUUCCGGUUUCUGCCGAAGCGACCAGCGAGGUGUGCGGGGUUUGUUUUUUUUAUUACUAUUUCGGCUCGGCUUACGCUGCCGGCACGCAUGCGCGACGUCUCAAUCGCUUCAGCUUUCGGCGGCGGCGGCGGCGGUGGAAGUCGAGGAGUUCGGAAGUUCAAAAUGGCCGCGGCGACGAUAGUGGAGUCGGGGCUGCGGGGGCGCGGAAUUGAUGAUGCUGAUAUUUCUGAGAGAAGUGCAAAUGAAGAAAAUGGGGAUAUUUCAGAAGGAGAGCAACCACAAAUUAAACACAGCCGGCAUAAAAAAAAGAAGCACAAACACCGAGGUAAACAUAAGAAACAUAAACAUUCUUCAGAAGAAGAUAAGGACAAAAAACAUAAACAUAGGCACAAACAUAAGAAACAUAAACGAAAGGAGAUUACUGAUGCCUCUGAUAGAGAAGAUGGUCCAGCAAAAAGAACUAAAAUUGAUUUCUUAGCUCCUUUAGAAGACCUAGAGAAACAAAGAGCAUUGCUUAAAGCUGAACUUGAAAAUGAGCUAAUGGAAGGAAAAGUUCAGUCUGGGAUGGGAUUAAUAUUGCAAGGUUAUGAGUCAGGUUCUGAAGAGGAGGGAGAAAUCAAUGAUAAGGUGAGAAAUGGGACUAGAUCUGCAACUAAGUCAUCAAACGUUAAAGGGAAACCAGAAAUUGUAGACAAUAAAACAAGUUCAAAGAAACGGAGUAAGAGCAGAUCAAAAGAACGGACUCGGCACAGAUCUGAUAAAAAGAAAAGCAAGUCAGGAGUUGAUGGAAUAAAAGAGAAAGCAACAAGAAGUAAAUCAAAAGAGAGGAGAAAAUCAAAAAGCCCAUCUAAAAAAAUAAAGUCUCAAGAUCAAGUAGGAAAGUCAAAGUCUCCAACUCUUAGAAGGCGCUCUCAGGAGAAAAAUAGGAAGUCAAAGUCUCCAGAAGAUAAAACUAAAGCAGAAGAUAAGAUGAAAUCUAGAGAUCAUAAAAAAUCUCCAGCUGUUAAUGAAAGUAAAAACAGAGAUCGUGGCAAAAAAUCAAAAUCUCCACUAGAACAAAGAAGCAAAUCCAAAGAUAGACGAUCAAGGUCUAAAGAUCGAAAAUCCAGGAGAUUGGAGGCUGAAAAAGAGAAGAAGCCCACCAAAUCUCCUUCUAAAGAUGCAUCAUCAGGGAAAGAAAACAGGUCUCCUGGUAGAAGACCUGGCCGCAGCCCUAAAGGAAGAAGUUUGUCUCCGAAACCACGAGAUAAGCCAAGACGCAGCAGAUCACCUCUCCUUAAUGAUCGCAGAUCUAAGCAGAGUAAAUCGCCCUCUCGAAAUCUGUCUCCUAGGAGAGCAAAGAGUAGAUCUGUAGAAAGAAAAAGAAGAGAAUCGGAAAGGAGGCGUUUUUCUUCUCCAAGAACACGAACUAGGGAUGAUAUCCUCGCUAGACGUGAGCGAUCAAAAGAUGUCAGCCCACCUAGGUGGUCCCCAUCCAGAAGAAGAUCCAGGUCUCCUAUUCGACGAAGAUCUCGCUCAGUUCUUCGACGUAGCCGGUCCCCAAGAAGGAGGAGUAGAUCUCCUCGGAGAAGGGAUAGGGGUCGACGGAGUCGAUCUCGUCUUAGGAGGAGAUCUAGGUCACGGGGUGGCCAUAGGCGGAGGAGUAGGAGCAAAAUAGAAGACAAAUUUAAAGGAAGCCUUUCUGAAGGGAUGAAGGUUGAGCAAGAAUCCUCAUCAGAUGAAAACCUUGAAGACUUUGAUGUUGAAGAAGAAGAUGAGGAAGCUUUGAUAGAGCAGAGAAGGUUACAGAGGCAAGCAAUUGUUCAGAAAUACAAGUACCUAACUGAAGAUAGCAACAUGUCUAUGCCAUCUGAACCAAGCAGUCCUCAGAGCAGCACUCGCAGCCGCUCAAACUCCCCUGAUGACAUUCUAGAGCGGGUAGCUGCUGAUGUUAAAGAGUAUGAACGAGAAAACGUGGACACUUUCGAAGCCUCAGUGAAGGCUAAGCACAACCUCAUGGCUGUUGAGCAAAAUAAUGGUUCGUCUCAGAAGAAAAUUACAGCUCCUGACAUGUUCACAGAAUCAGAUGAUAUGUUUGCUGCAUAUUUUGAUAGUGCACGCCUUAGGGCUGCUGGCAUUGGAAAAGACUUCAAAGAAAACCCCAAUCUCAGGGAUAACUGGACAGAUGCAGAGGGGUAUUAUCGUGUUAACAUAGGUGAAGUUCUAGAUAAACGCUACAAUGUAUAUGGGUACACUGGCCAAGGAGUUUUCAGUAAUGUGGUGAGGGCCAGAGAUAUGGCAAGAGCAAACCAAGAAGUGGCUGUCAAAAUCAUUAGGAACAAUGAGCUUAUGCAAAAAACUGGUUUAAAAGAAUUGGAAUUCUUGAAAAAACUCAAUGAUGCAGAUCCUGAUGACAAGUUCCAUUGCCUGCGAUUGUUCCGGCAUUUUUAUCACAAGCAGCACCUUUGUUUAGUAUUUGAACCACUUAGUAUGAACUUACGAGAGGUGCUGAAGAAGUAUGGAAAAGAUGUUGGCCUCCAUAUAAAGGCAGUGCGAUCAUAUAGUCAGCAGCUGUUUCUAGCAUUAAAACUUCUGAAAAGAUGCAACAUCUUGCAUGCUGAUAUCAAACCAGACAAUAUUUUAGUGAACGAAUCUAAAACUAUUCUAAAACUUUGCGAUUUCGGGUCGGCUUCACAUGUUGCGGAUAAUGACAUCACACCGUAUCUUGUCAGCCGAUUUUAUCGUGCUCCUGAAAUCAUUAUAGGCAAAAUCUAUGACUACGGUAUAGAUAUGUGGUCUGUAGGCUGUACAUUAUAUGAACUUUACACAGGAAAAAUAUUGUUUCCUGGGAAAACCAACAAUCAUAUGUUGAAACUUGCUAUGGACCUCAAAGGAAAGAUGCCAAACAAGAUGAUCCGAAAAGGAGUCUUCAAAGAUCAACACUUCGAUCAAAAUCUCAACUUUAUGUACAUAGAGGUAGAUAAAGUAACAGAAAGGGAAAAAGUAACUGUCAUGAGCACCAUUAAUCCAACAAAGGACCUGCUGGCAGAUUUAAUUGGGUGCCAACGCCUCCCUGAAGAUCAGCGCAAAAAGGUUCACCAGCUGAAGGACUUGUUGGACCAGAUCCUCAUGUUAGACCCAGCUAAACGGAUUAGUAUCAACCAGGCUCUGCAGCAUGCCUUCAUCCAGGAGAAAAUUUAAAUCCAGCGAAGAUGUUCAAAGGGUUUGACUAGUUAAUAUACAAAGACUGAUGCAAUUUCACAGCAAUUUAUAAAUGUACAUAUAGCAUAUAAAUAAUUACCCUGCAAAGUUGAGGAAGAAUGAUAUAUUUGAAUUAACACCAAGGCGGAUAUUUCUUUUAGAAAUGUUAGAGUAACUCUGUUUGUCUCUCACGUGAAGAUUUUUUCACUGUAGAACUGUUUUAUUGCCAAGACUGCACAGAAAUACAAUGCUAGCGUAUAUGGCUGCAGUUCCCAAACACGUAUAUAUAUAAUAUAUAUAUAUAAAAACACACACACAUAUGCUCCCUCUCUCUCACCCUAACUAAAUGCAACAAAGCAUCUCUUAAAAUAUCAGUAAGACUGGGUGGUUGAUUUUGGUUUUUAGCAGAUUUGGCUUCAUUUUGGUCUCUGAAAAAUGGCCAGCAUAAAUGCUGUUUAUAUUGCAUUUUCCUAGGUGUGUGCGUGCAGGCCACAGCAGCAUGCCCUUGGUGUAGUCUGUGCCGAAGGGGGUCUAUUCCUUCUUGAGCCUGCCCGCAGGGAUGGUCUCCUCUUUUAAAGCAGGUUGCGUACAACUUUCAGUACACUGAAGGUAAGCUAAACCAUCAACAUCACUGAUGUUUAAGAUGUUAAUUGUACUGGAGCAACUGGCAAAUGAGGGUCAAUAGCUUUGUAGCGGAAUUCCCUGCAUGUUUUUAUAUAAAUGAUCUUGUUUUUUGUUUUCUGGCAUUACAACUGUGGCAUAAUUCCAACUUCUGUUUGAUCAUCACAUUCAGAAAAAAAAAAAUUGGGGAGUGUGCACUUGAUGGAGAGAGCGCCUUCAGUGUACUGUUUAUUACUUUCACUUUUAAAAAAUCAACUUGCUAUAUAUAUAGACUUUAUACAUUUUGUUAAAUGCAGUUCACUAUGGCAUAGAGCCAAUACUUAGAGAAGUUUUCAUUUCCUAACGACAAAUGUGGAGCUCCACUUCCAAAAGUCCUUAUUUCAUGGCCAGAUAGAGAACACCAUAAUAAAGAUUUUUAGCUACUUGUAUGUCAUUUGAAAGUGUACUGCUUUAUGCUAAAGGUGUUUUUCAUUUGUUCAUUGUUUUCAUUAUUUGUGAUCAUGUUGUCUUUCAAUACAGGCAUAAACCUUCCACUCUUGAACAAAGCAGCUGCUUUUUAAAAGCGGUAAUUGCUUCUUUACCUUUUAUUUCUUUUGUAAAUGAAGCUUUCUUUAAGAAAUGUGACUUUAAAGUGUUGUCUCUUGCAUAAAACAGUUGACAUUCACUUAUUGUAAAGUGAAGAUUGUUCUGCUGCAUGUAAAGUGGACCAUGCAGAUUUCUGUAUGUUUUCAGUAUGCAUCAUUAGAUAAUAAAGUCUUUUGUGAACAAGGCAUUGGUAGCCAUUUUUAAAAGAUUUUGUCUCCAGUGUUGCCGACUCAGGUAAUCGCAUCAGAGGAAUCUUUCGUUUUUGAUAGUCCGUUAAUUAAAGCAGUUAAUAAAAGAUGUGGCCCAUUGAAAGAGAGAUUAGAUUCUUAAUUAUCCACAUUUCAGUUUAGAUACUACCCCCUGCACCCUACAGAUACUGUCUACUUUCAUUGUAAAUUUAUUCCUGUAGGUUGUUGGAUUCGAAUCAGGUUUUAACUAAUGUUUGUGCUGUUUUUCUUACUUUUCCUUUUUGAUGGUGCUGAGAGAGACAAGGAAAGCAAGUCACAGGCCACUCAACGCCUACUCCAGGGGGUCUGGUUUGCUGAGACACCAACUUCACCUUCCUAACAAGGUUAUUUCUGACAGCAUGUGUAGAUAAACAUUUAGCAACAACUUAAACAAUAGCUCCUUGUUCAACAUGAAGGUACCAAACUCAGUGGUUUAACGUUUACCAAUCCAAUUCUUGCAUUAAAAAACUGAUCCACGUAUUAUCUUAUUUGUAUGUAUUUCAUGUAUGUUGCACAGGUGUACAAAAACACCCCAAAUCAUGAAAUUCUGUAAAUAGGAUUUUUGAAAAUCCAUUUAGGCAGAAAAUUGCAUCCAGUUGUGCGCAUUUAGUACAAUCCGCCAUGCUGCUUGCCUAAGGGGUGAUCUAUCUAUCCCCCCUCCCCAUUUUAAAAGAGCACACUGCAAAGGAGGCAAGUGAUGUUAACUUGCCUGUCUUGACCCUCUACCCUUUUUCUUCUCCUAAAGUUACUUUAAAAGUAGCAAAUCUGUUUCUCUGUCAGCUUACUUAAAAUACUUCUUGUUUGUGCAGGAGACAGAAUGCAGCUUUCACUCUCACUGAAAUGAAGAAGUAGAUUACUUGAUAGUUAUUUGCACGGAGCAGUGUGGCGCACACUGCUUUGGAGACACCUCCAGGCUAUCUUGCACGCCAGGUGGCAUUCUGACCCAGAUUGUCGUAAAAUUCUAUUGCCUCCACCAUUGUUCCUUGCCCCCCCGUUUACAAGUAAUGAAAAGAGUUGGUCAUGUCAACUCCUGUAGCAGCUACCACCAACCUUAUGGCAACAGGAUUUGUAAACAGUUCCUAAGAAAAACAAAGUUGCUUGUUUACUUGUUCUUUGUGUUAUAGGUGCCGCUCAAAUGAAGAUGAUGGAAACCAGAAGACAUGAACAAAGGUUUCUGUUCUAUAAAAGAUAUGAAAAACAUUCAUUUAGUUAUGUCUAGUUUUUUUUUUCCCCCUGUUCACAGCACUGAGAUAUAUAUAGACUUCAUUUACACUUUUGCCAUUCUGGCAGUUCUUAGCAUAGUACCGUUGUGGUGUUUUUAUGUAAAACGUGUCUGUUUCAUCUUUUGGGUGAUGUGAUUUUGUUGUGAUAAACUUGAGAUAGGCAUGGUUAAAUAAACAUUUUAUUAUAAUACUGUAGGCAAGAGUCAAGCACAUUUGAUGGUAAAUUUUAUUUAUUACAUUUUUAUUCCACCCUUCCUGCCAAAGGAGCCCUAGUGAUAAGCUCACGGACAUACUAUUUAAAUUUCUGCAAGCAGGUAUCAGCAUACUGCAACAUUCAUUUAUCCCGGGGCAUGCAUUAUAUAUUCUUUGGCUGCAAAAUAUCAAUCUUACUUUGGAUGUCUCAAAGUGUUAAGAAGAGGUCAGACCUUUUGCAGAGGAUGGCUGUGUGAAGAGCCAGCAGAGAUUCUGGAGGUGUAGACCAGUUUUUUUAUAACUCAGUUCACAUUGUAGUGGGAGAUCAUAGGACUUAGCUUUGCUUCUCUCAGCAAUUCAAUUUAGACUUUUAAGUGGAGUGGCUUUCUGACGGAUACUAGACCAAGCUUAAAAAACAAACAGACUGAAAAAUGAGGAUAUACUUAAGCCACAGGUCCGUCAAGUAAGAAUUAAAUAUACUGCUUUUUACAGUAUAUUUACUGUAUCCGUUGCAUCAGUUUGGAAAUGUAUUUUAAGAAUAUCUUCUAGUUCUAUUUAUCCUUGUGCUGCAGUGUAGGUUGCUAUGAUACACAAGGUUAUUUUGAAAUGACUUUGAUAUAUCUGAUACUGAUUUCUGCCUUUGCUAAUCAUGUGUUUCCCUUCCUGUGUAGGGUAAGUGGCAGAAAAUUUCUGAGAAAAAUUUGCAUGGAUUGAAGUUUGCUCAGGAGGCAGAUCAGACUAUGAAAAUACAGAAGGCUGAUAUCUUUGUGAGAUUGACAAACAGUAAUGAACUUGUGCAUCAAAAAGUGAAGCAGUGGUUUAAGAUAACACUUUUUACCAUUCAUUUUUGACGUUUGAUGAAUAACGAGCUUAUUAAAGUUUUUGUGUGUUUGCUUACGCCGAGUUCUAUGGAAUAUUAAAUAACAAUGCAAUGACGCAUUCCUAAGAUGUGCUUCUAACCAUGUAGUCAGUAUGAUCUACCUAUUGUAUUAGUCUGGUGGUUCAAAGAAUGAACACCAGAUGAUUGAUUUGCCCAAAACCACACUACAUUCACCAUACAACUGGAGUGAGUUGUUAACACAAGCAAGGAGUAAGCUUUGUCACCAGCCACAACACUGAGUUAACAGGAAGGCUCUGCAAGUUUAUCUAAGACAGGUGGGGAACCUGUGGUCUUCCAGAUUUGGACUCUCAACUCCCAUAAGCUCCAACCAGCAUGUUGAGUGGUCAGGAUGAUGGGAGUUAUAGUGCCAGCAACAUCUGAAGGGCCACAGGUUCCCCAAGCCCAAUCUAAGAAAACUCCAUGAUGCCUGGGCAUUGUCAGAUUUUUAGAUGCAUUCAUUGUAGUUCAGAUUGUGGAUAAGCACAGCUUGAUCUCUGUGAAAAUGUGUUUUAUCACAAACUAACAUUGAUGAACAUGGUUAACCUAGAAGUUAUUCUUUCACUUCUGCUUUUCUUUAUUGUAACUGUCAAUAUUUUGCUGCCAUUAAGUAAUUCCUUCUUGUGAAUGCAUUUGACACAUUAAUUUGAAAUUACUAAUAAAAUGAAAACUAUAUAAGCUACGGCUCUGAGGGUUGUUGUUUUCUUUACAAUCAAGCAGUGUUAAAAUUUACGGGCUUUUAUCCAGUAUUGUGUAAGUACACACAGAUGGAUAUUUUCCUUCCCAUUUCUCCCCUAUACCCCCCCAAAGGCUUUCCAGGAGGUCAGGGGUGGGGUGGGGGCUCAAAAUCAGGAAGAGGAAUCUUGUGCCAGUAUGCUAUUUUAUUUCCUCCCCCCUUUCUAUUGCACCUUCAUUCAACAGUCCACAAUGUUCAGUAGAUGCUACCUGACAUUAUGGCAAGCUUUGUGGCGGGUACAGGAAAAUAGAUAAGAUAGAUAGAUAGGCAGGCGGGGGGUGGGGUGGAAGAGAAAUAUCCAUUGGGUGAUCAUGCCUCAUGGUCGCACAACAGAUACAACCCAGUCAGUUUACAUAAAAGGAGAGCACACGUUACUGUUUAGAAGUGUUUAGAGAAAUGCUGUCUUGAGAACACAACAGUAUUGCAAGUUUAUCUAAAUAUACAAAAAAAGUAAACCUCUUCACAGACUGAAUUAAUAGAAAAUGGUUCAGAACUCCCACAUUUUCUCCCUAGACCUAGACCUACUUGUGUAUGUGCCAAUUGAUGAUAACACUUAAUGCAUCUGAUAAUAGUCUCUCUAGUCCUCGGAAGCCUGUAUCACAAUAAAUCUGUUAAGUUUUUUAAGUGCUAAAAGUCUCUCUUGUAUUUGAGUGAACAUCACACUUCUGGUAUUCUUCUUCAAUAGAAACAUACUAUGUAGAGUAUGAAAUAAUAACUGCUUUCAAGUUUUUUUCAAACUCGUGUAGUCAGUAUUAUUUUUAGAGCAACAGCAGCAUAUGAUUGCUUUUGUUUUCUGCUUGCUUGUGAUUCACUCUCCUAAAAGAUGAAUGAAACGAACAUGCUUUGUAUUCAGUAUUUAUAUUUCUCUAACAUGUGAUUAUGUUUUGCUAAAUAAAUAUCAUCCACUACUUGAAGCAUA